AUGCCUGUGCUUCGGCAUGUCAGGCAAGCCGCGGCCUUCAUUGCCGUGACCGUGCAGCGUGCCUGCCACAACUCCUUCAUUGAGUGGGCAAAAGGUGGCGAGGCCCAUGCAAAGUAUACGGUGUCCAGCGUCAUCUUUGUUGCCCAGAUUGUGUGCGUUGCGAUCGGUUGGAUGCUGGCUCACAGCACAGGGGGCCAGGCCGAUUUGAAGAAGUGCUUUGACAAAGGCAACCUGUCCAAGUUCGCCCACAUCGGACUCAUCUAUGCUUUGGGCGACAUCUUCGAGAUGGAGUCCGUGAACUACAUCGACUCCUCCACAUACACGGUUCUUUCCCAGUCCAAGCUCAUCAUCACGGCAACCUUGAUGUGGAUUCUCGAUGGCUCUGCCCAGAGCAUGAUGCAGUGGUUCAUCCUGUUCACGACCUCUUCAGGCAUGCUCGAGUAUGUGUUGGUCGGCAAGGCCAAGGGAGGGGCGAUGGUCUUCAGCGUCUUCGGAGUCUGCCUCGCUAUCGUCAAGGUCUGCAUCAGCUGCUACGUGGCCGUGCUCAACACCAAAGCGCUGAAGAGGGAUAGCAACCCCUUUCCCGUGCAGUUCUCCUGCCUGAAGGUCUCCUGGGCCUUUGCAAGCUUGGUCUACAUGGUUGUGAAGGAUGGCAUCCUUGGAGACGGCAUGUGGGGUGAGUGGACUCACCGCACUGUGGUCCUUGUCUUCUGCGGCUUCAUUCUCAAGACCCUCUUCAACCAGUACUUGCUCAAGGUCUUGGACGCCAUCUGGAAGAACAUCAGCGAGGCGAUCGGUGUCAUCUUGGUGUACUUCGGACGCGUGAUUUUCCUUGGAGGAAAGUAUGACCCUACCGUUUUCAACGCUGGCGUUACCGUGGUCUUGGCUUGCAUCGCUUACGUGCUCUCCAAGGAAAGCAAGGCAAAGAAGAGCGAUGUGGGUGAUGAGCUCAAUCCCGAGAUGUACCCUGACCUCACGAC
Messenger RNA from Symbiodinium pilosum, 980 nucleotides. Lineage: Eukaryota; Dinophyceae; Suessiales; Symbiodiniaceae. The record is from the annotation of a GenBank genome assembly.